UCAACUUCAAGAAAAAGACCUGAACAAGUGGUUCACACUUUUCUAGCUCUGGGACAAGGUAAUCAUAAGAUGGAAAGCUACAGGCUCUUUGGGUUCCUCUGUUAUCAAAAUUACUUGUUUCUGAAUUGACUCACAAAAGCCUUCUCAUGCUUUUAGAUAUGGCAAAUUGGGUGAUGUUGUGGAUUCCUCUUCUCCACAAUUUGCUUUAAGGUAUAGAUUAAAAUUUGUGGUUUCUCCCUUCAUGUGAGCAGUAGCCCUGCUGGUAAUAAUGUGAACUGGCCAACCAGUUCACAACUAAACACCAGAUGAAGGAUCAAGGUGAAAACUCAAGGCAUCAAACCAACUUGCAAGGCAAGGUAAAUGAAGGGGAAAAAAAAAUAUCCCUGCCCAGGAACAGAAAGCAAGGAGCUCUGAACAGCAACAAAAGAAGAGGGAGUUUCUGCUCACUGAACAGGCUUGGGACAUUUUGGAGCAGGGCAUGUAAUGGUUUGAUAUUAGACUAGCUUGCUUGGCAAGGGGUAAUAUAAAGCUCCAGAGAAACACUGAGACAUGAUUGGAAUACCAUCAAACAUCUUUUGAAUCAACAGAAAAGGAAAGCUGAAAUAGCAUCCUGAAUAGCAUCUUUACUUAGCAGAUUCUUGCAUUGAUUGCCUCAACUGAUGUUGAAUUAUACAAGGGCAACAUGAUCUGAUAAUUCUGCAAUGAGACAGAAAAGAGGGCAUGAUUACCAUCAUAAGAAACCAGAAGGGCAGACAGCUGAUACUGAGAUGUGGGGGAGUGCUGAGUCACUGCAUUAGGUGCUGCCAUAGUAACUGUUUACCAGCUGGUUGGGGGUGAGGAGAGAUUGAAAAACCUGAAAUAGAAAUUUAACAAGUUAUAGCUCGAAAGAUUACACAUCUUUAAAAGCAAAAUUUAUCAGAAUGGAACACUUUCUAAGAAGCUUUUUUUUGUAUUAAUGUUACUUGGGGGCAACUAAAUUACAUCAGAUUAUUGAAUGGGCAUAGAAGAGUAUCAAGAAAUAAGAAAUUGAUGAUAUAUCUUCUCUUUUAGACUAAUGUUAUUGCACCUAAUUGUGUGAAGAAGUAGGAAGCACUUUGAAUUUGUUUAUUCACAAGGAUUUGGCAUAGUUUAUAUUUCCUACUACCCAGACCAAGCUGUGAUGGAACAGAGUAGAAGGAUCUUCUGGUAGUGACAGGUCUGGGAAUUAAUUUGAGAACUUCUCAUAGCUUAGAAAGGAAUGUGAGUGCAAAGUCCCUGGCUGAUCUUUUCUGAUGUUUUUCUCUGGUGUGGAUAUUAAGAAGAUUGUUGUUGGUCUGUUACUGGUUUAAAUCUCCUGGUGGUGUAAGGUAUGGCCUCCUGCAGCAGAGAUGGCUCUGGUGUUGUAGCAAUUUUGGACACUUCUGUGACUCAUGAGUUCUGAGUAAGAUCCUCAGUGGGGAAAAUUUCAGCAUCAUGACAGGUGUCUGUCACUGACACCUCUAGAAACAAAAUCUCCAUUGGUAUCAUCCUAAUGAGGGACACAAUGAGUGAGAGCACCAAAAUAGGCUGCUACAGGGGUGUGAGCAACUUCUGAAAAUGACCUCAGAUGGACCUUGUGAUCAGUUGGGCUAAGUUUGCCCUGGGGUCUAGUGUACAGAGAAGCAGAAAUCUACUAAAGGCAGAAAAUACAAGUCAAGCAUUAGAGGGUUUACAUGCACAGAGGCAGGAAGCUUGUGGUGAAACACAGGAUGUCACCAAAUUUUUAAAAUCUACAUAGAGAUCGGAGGAGCUGCUCCAGGAACUGAUGAGGUCAGGAAAGCUCUUCCUUGCAGGGCACAGGCAGACACCCUGUGAGUGCCCAGAGGUCCAGGUGGUAGCUGCUGUGUCAGUGAUCUUCACUUCUCUGCUAGGAGGAGGAAAGGUGUUUUCAGGACUCAGUGCACAACUGGAUGUGCCAAUCUUUGCUGUAAAGCUUAGCGGAGUUCUGGGAGCUGGUGGACUUUAACCAGUUCCUGCUACUCCCUCCACUUCCCUAGAGAAAUAUUAUUUAAAAAGAUCCAUUGCCUGAAAAGCCAAGUGAUCCCAUGUGAUUAGGAUGAUUUAACUUGUCCUAUCCAUCAGCUCCAGUAUUGCCAUUUCUGGGCUCCUGCAAACUUCCAUUAGCCAGAAGCAGGGCUCAGCAAAUAGCACUGGUGGUUUGGGGGAAGUCUGGGCAUUCUCAGACAUAGUGGCUGUGGGAUUUUGGUUGCUUGCGGAAAACAAGAUCUGCUGACAGUCUUCAAGCACACAAAACUUGUUGCAGGGAGGCACAUACAAAGUGGGGUAGAAAAUGUUCUUCCUUAUCUAGAAAUAAGAUAUCAGCAAGAGGCUAGACAACAGCUCUUAAUUAAAAUAGACUGUAUAGCAGCAGAGAUGAUUUUCCAAGUACAAUUUCGUAGCUGUUUUGUUUGAUUUUGACACCAAGUGUGGCUGAAGUCACAAUAGCUGCACAAUUACUUGUUAGCACACUUGAUGAUGUCUUUUUGCUUUGAGACCAAGGAUCUCGGAAGCCCACUUUACUUGAGCAGUUGGAUGUGGCAAUUUCCUAACAGGUUGCAAGAGUGGGCAGCAGUGACACCAAUGCAAGUGACAUCAGUUUAGUCUUUCAUAUGCAGGAUUUUUUUUAAAGUCCUUUUCACAGUGAAUCAGAAACCACACUUGAAAAGUGUCUUUUUCCCUUCAAAUGGAAAUUCUUCAUUUAUGUCAGCUUCAUUUUCACCUUAAAGAAAACCAAAAGUCUUUAUUUUCUAAGGAAGCAUAUACCCUGGACAGCUAUAAUCAGUGCUGAACAAGUGUUAAUUCCUCAUACAUGCAGGGAUUUCCUUGGUGAACCUUGCUCCAUGCUCACAAAGAGUUAAGCAGCUGCACAUCACAGCUUUGAGCCAGUUCUGCCUGCCUUGCAGAUCUGCCAUGUUACUCGCUCAGAAGGCUGAAGAACAAGGCUGUGGUGUGCGUCCUUCCCUGUGCCAUUCCUGACCCACUUUACCCCCCGGUGCUGUGAUUACCAGGGGAUGUAACAUUGGAGUCACUGCUGGCACAGCCAUGUAAAGCCUUUUUUCUGCAAAGCCUUUCUCUUACCAUGGAGCCCAGAUUAAUUUUCUGCUACCAGCUUGUUGGGGGAAAGGUGGAAUCCCUAAGAACAUAAAUCUGCUGUCUCCCCACACCCCCCUCACGUUAUUUGCCAUCACUAGCGCGUUUUAUCUCCUUUUGUGCACAGCCAUUCACUGCGUUUUAAGGCGUUAAAAUAUCUGGAAGCGAUGCUCAUCCGUCUCCUAGGCACUGGAGCUGGAGGUAUUUCGCUAUUUCAGCUGGGCAGGGCUUUCAGGACCGCUCCUGUGCAGCAGAGAUUCCCUCGGACCAGGAAGGGGAAGCACCAGCCAUGGCGGAGCAAAGUUUCCCCCCUUCCUCUCCCCCUCCCCUGAUGCCCUCUUUGCGCGUUCAGGGGAAGGAAGGGAUGCUCCGGCCCUGGCAAGACGAAGCCGGAGGGCUCGCCGGGAUGGGGAGAGGAGGAGGAGAAAAAGGAAAAGGAGGGGGGCUGCUAAAAAUACCGCCCUGUGCCGGGGGAGCGCGCCGGGCCGGGCUGCGCUGCGCAGUGAGCGCGCCGCAGUGCGCGGAGCGGGGAGCGCCGCAGGCAUGCUCGGCCCGCUGCUGGGCUCCGCCGGCUCCGGCUGCCUGCUGCUGGAGUUUGCCGUGUCGCUCGUGGAGAAGAUGCAAGCUCAGGAAAUCCUGCGGAGCCUGCGGCUCCCCGAAUUCGAUGACCUCAGCCAGUUUUUCCGCAACCUGCCCACCACGGCGCUGGUGGGCAUCGGUGCCUUCGCGGCCGUCGUGGCCUACUGGUUCGCCAGCCGGCCCAAGGCCGUGAAGCCGCCCUGCGACCUGCGGAUGCAGUCGGAGGAGGUCGAGGGCCUGGACGGGGCGCGCCGCUCGGUGAUCGGGGAUAGCCCGCAGCUGCUGACGCACUACUACGACGAUGCCAGGACCAUGUACGAGGUCUUCAGGAGGGGAUUCAGCAUCUCUGAAAACGGCCCCUGCCUGGGGUUCAGGAAGCCCAAGCAGCCGUACCAGUGGCUGUCAUACAGAGAGGUGGCUGAAAGAGCAGAAGCUCUGGGCUCGGGGCUGCUGCAGCAGGGCUGCAAGCCAUGCACCAAGCAGUUCAUCGGGGUCUUUGCUCAAAACCGCCCAGAGUGGAUCAUUUCCGAGCUGGCUUGCUACACCUACUCCAUGGUGGUGGUUCCCCUCUACGACACCUUGGGCCCCGGAGCCAUUCGUUACAUCGUCAACACAGCUGACAUUUCCACAGUCAUUUGUGACAAACCUGAAAAAGCCAGAACGCUCCUCGACCACGUGGAGAGGAGAGAAACGCCGGGUCUCAGCUCCAUCAUCCUGAUGGACCCAUUCGAGAAGGAGUUGUUGGAGAGGGGAAGGCGCUGUGGGGUCCGCAUCCAGACCAUGCAGGAGGUGGAGGAUUGUGGCCGGGAGAGUCGACAUGCGCCUGUGCCUCCUCGACCAGAAGAUCUAUCAAUUGUCUGUUUUACUAGUGGCACUACAGGAAACCCCAAAGGUGCUAUGCUGACUCACGGGAACGUGGUUGCCGAUUUUUCGGGCUUUUUGAAAGUGACGGAGAGUCAGUGGUCUCCUACUUGUGAGGAUGUACACAUUUCCUAUUUGCCUUUAGCACACAUGUUUGAGAGAAUGGUACAGUCCGUAGUGUACUGCCACGGGGGGCGGAUUGGGUUCUUCCAAGGAGACAUCCGCCUCUUAUCGGACGACAUGAAGGCUCUGCGUCCCACCAUCUUCCCCGUUGUGCCACGGCUGUUAAACAGGAUGUACGACAAGAUCUUCAGCCAGGCAGACACCUCCCUGAAGCGCUGGAUCCUGGAGUUUGCCGCCAAGCGGAAAAAAGCAGAAGUCCGAAAUGGGAUCAUCAGAAACGACAGCCUGUGGGACAAGCUGUUCUUUAAUAAAAUACAGGCGAGCCUCGGUGGCUGUGUCCGCAUGAUAGUGACCGGCGCUGCCCCUGCCUCUCCCACCGUCCUGGGCUUCCUGCGGGCGGCCCUCGGGUGCCAGGUCUAUGAAGGUUACGGCCAAACAGAGUGCACAGCUGGGUGCACCUUCACCACCCCAGGUGACUGGACAUCAGGUCAUGUAGGAGCCCCUUUGCCCUGCAACUUAAUCAGACUGAAGGAUGUGGAAGAGCUGAAUUAUUUUGCUUCCAAAGGAGAAGGAGAGAUAUGUGUGAAAGGACCGAAUGUUUUCAAGGGUUAUCUGAAAGAUGAGGAGAAGACGACUGAGGCACUGGACCAGGAGGGCUGGCUUCAUACUGGAGACAUUGGGAAAUGGUUACCUAAUGGGACUCUUAAAAUUAUUGACCGGAAAAAGCAUAUAUUUAAACUUGCUCAGGGAGAAUAUAUUGCACCAGAGAAGAUAGAGAAUAUCUAUAUCCGUAGUGAUCCUGUUGCCCAGAUCUAUGUCCAUGGAGACAGCCUGCAGGCCUUCCUGGUGGGAAUUGUGGUGCCAGACUCCGAAGUUAUGCCAGGCUGGGCAAAGAAAAGAGGGUUUGAUGGAACAUACUCAGAACUCUGUAAAAACAAGGAACUGAAGAAAGCAAUAAUGGAAGACAUGGUACGGUUAGGUAAGGAGAGCGGACUUCACUCCUUUGAGCAGGUAAAAGCCAUUUACAUUCACUCUGAUAUGUUCUCAGUACAAAACGGUUUGUUGACACCAACGUUAAAGGCUAAGAGACCAGAACUGAGAGAUUACUUCAAAAAACAAAUAGAAGAGCUAUAUUCCAGCAUCUCCAUCUGAAACCACAGGAAGAAUCUUCUGAAUAAUGGACUUUGUAGCAAUAUUAGAGUAAUACUCAAAAGUACAGAGCCAGAAUGACACAGCUGAAACGGAUAAGCAUCUGAAUCUUACAUUUGAGCCUUUUGUUUUAGGAUUUCACCACUAACCAUGUUUUCCCUUUUCCUUUUUUUUUUUUUUUUUUCAUCAGGUGUGAUACAAUUUUUACUCUAUGUACACAGUAGGGCACUACCAAGAAUUAUGCUAAGUUGCCACGAAAUAUACAGCAAUUUCAAUCCAUGACCAAGUAAAUUAUGGAAACUUAUCUUAUUAAUAACUACAAAUAUUUCAAAUUAAACUAGGGAAAACUUCAGGUAUGUCUGUUGAUAUUUGAUUGUAUAUAACCUAACAUGUUAGAGACUAAAAUUGUGCAUAAUUCAAUAAUGUGGUCUACCUCAAGCUAUCAGUGAUUGAUGGUGAAAGCCUAUUUUCCCUGAUCUGGAACUUCAAGCUGGAUAUUGGUUUAUAUAUUAAGUGAUAGUUUUUAUAUUUUCCAGGACAUAAAUUACAUCGAUUUGAUUUAAUCAUUAAUGACCUAACAACCAGAAUAGAAAUAGGAACAAAUCUCCUGGUAUUUGUACUUAACAGGCCUAGUAGUAUACUGCACCUAAGGGAUUAAUAUUACCUUGAGGUUAUAAGAACACUCUAGCAAGCGGUAGGGUAGAAGUCCCCCUGUUCCUCUCCAUCCAAACCCAGCCCACCCACGGCAUGCUGACUUCUCCCCAGGGCCUCCUCCAGCACAGCCCUCGUGGGCAUCCCAGCGACUCAAAGGCUGCUGGAGUGCUGCUGGCUCUGUGGAGCUGAGCAAAGCAAAAAAGCCUGCACGAGAGCCAGUGCAGUUGAGCUUGCAUUAACCCAUGUGCUCUCGGUCCCUAAUUUAUUACUUUACAUGCUGCUAAUACUGCAUAGUCCGGUCGGGCCAGCUCCCUUUCAGCACAGCACUAUGGAGAUGGAGCAUAUCCUUGGGCACGCUGGGAUGAGGAAGGAACACUGCUCCGGAAUGGGCUGCGAGAGCUGUUUUGGUUGCAAGGUGACACGGCGUGGUAGAGCCCUGGACGUGGCUGCAGAAAGGGCUGCUAGGAAAACAUCCCCACAUUCUGAUGCCUCGGUUCCCACUGACAUCGCUGCCAGUGGCCUCUCUGGGAAAAGCAGCAAACUUCGGGAUGAAGCCUUGGAUUCACAACCAGCCGCAGCCAUUGGAAGGGGUCAAGUCCCCCAUGGGACAGGAACGGAUGCUGGAGCUCUCUCCUGAUGUAAAGCACAGUACAAAGCAACCAGGAAAGUGUAAUGUCAGGUACUGUGAAUACUGGGACUGUUGGUGGCUUCCUCCUGUGAACAGGGUCCUACGCAUAUCCGUGUAUGUUAAUAGCUGCUCUUUGUUGCACCAGAGCGUGCUAGCAUGGAGCUGUGCCUCCUAGAUCCUUCCUUGCUAGGACAGUGAGAGCACACAUUUUUUUCUCUUGGACUGAAAUCCAUUGUAGGCUUUUGAAGCUAAAAGAUUAAAUUAUUAAUCUGAAUUAUCUCUCAUUUUCCCUCUGAAAUUCCACUGCAUGCUUUAAAAAUUAAAUAAAUUGAGUUAAUGAGUUAGUUUUACACAAAGACUGAUUUAUUGCAGUAAUUUCAGAACAAAGUGGUACGAAGGAAAUGGUAUCUGUUAGCAUAAUCACUCACACACAGAACAAGGCAAUCUGAACUAUCAAAUGUGGAAGUGUUUGUCUGAGUCCCUUUUGUGCCCGAUUCCUCAUUUGAUUCCAGUGUAAUGAUUCAUAUCAGUCCAAGGCAAGUCAGAAAUAUCACUGCUGUGACCAGAUGGUAUUGUACGUUCAUUUUUUUUCCAAUAUACACAGCAACAGCAUCUCCGGAGAGUUUGGGUGUGUGGCAUGAAUAACUGUACAAAAUCUGGCUCUUUAGAUCAGGUCACAUAGGAGUUUAAUCUCUGAGGAGUCUAGUCCGUCUCCUGUCUGUAUCAGCCAAAUGACAGCAGUCACAAGCUUCAAAGCAAGGAAGAGCUGGACUCAGUACAAUUCCCUCCCUUGAAUUAAAAUAAAGGUAACUAGGCAUCGAAGAAAGUAUAGAAAAGCUGUUUUCCACUGACCUUUUUCUACCACCUGAAUUGAAUUCACUUUUCUCCUAAGGUGAUUUCAGUUUACCAGACUUUUCUGGACCACUGAACUCUGUACAAGAAGGGAAGCUCCCAGCACGAGUUUACUUAAGGCUUGGAUGGCUGUUUUCUGUAAGCGUGUAAUGCUGCUUUGUUACUCGAUAAUAAAAGGAAAAAUAUGGACCACAAUAGGAUGAAGCAAAAUUUGAGAUAAAUUUGAGAGAAAUUCACUUCUGAAGUGUGAUUAUUUUCAGAGCUUGUGGAAAGCUGUUCGAAUAAACUAAGAGCUGUCUCUAUUACUUUCUUGUGUAAUCAGAUUUUCCUCUGCCGAUGACUCUCUCACCAUAACCAUAACAAAUGUUGCAAGAGAUUAAAACUUGCCAUGAGUACAUGCACAAGGCAUGUGCUAGGCAUAAACAUGCUUCUCUUCAAAUUCCAGGAAUGUUUGUUUUUCUUUGAGCUCUCUUAAACUCAUCUACUUCUUGUGACCACCGAGGAAACCCCCAGGGUUGUCCAGGAACCAGUUUAUUUUUUUUUUCUCAAGAUAACCAAUUACAAAAUUAAUUUCUAAUACACUUCUUAUUUAAGGAGUUGAGAUUCAAGAGCCAUUGCACAAACGGCAAUGCAUGUUACGCUUCUCUGUAAACAGCUCUACUCUUGAUGGCUUAAAGAUGACUGUUUUUAACUACUGUCGUUACGGCGUUCAUUCUGCAACCAAGUACAUGAGAAAACACAACCAGCCCGCUGAAAUCAGCACAGCUCUGCUCUGGUACUGCAGGUGGGAUUUGUGCAAAAAACACCUUUGCCUUGAGCAGUCAAGUGUGACAAAGUAAUUUUACAGCCCCUUUUCCCCAGAAGGCUUGGUAGUAUGUGUGCUGCAGAUUGCGACUUUCUGUAUUCUCUGACUUGUUAAAAAUGGGAGGUUCUUCCUGGGCCUGGUGCUAUGCCUGUGAAAUCACUGGAAGACUGCCUCCAGUGCUUGUAUAUGAAAAUCAGAGUAACAUACUAUUUCCAGGAAGAGAAUAUUGCUUCGUUAUAUAUUUUGUAUGUUCUUUGCUCAAUAUAUUGCACAGACAAAAUACCAUUCUGCCACAGAAAUGGUCAAAGACACACACAAGUGUGCACAGAAACCAUGAGACAGUCUUAAAGGUCUUAAUGCCACGUUGGCAGAAUUGCACAGAAUUAUUCUGUCCUGAAAGGCACAUUUACAGGUUAAAAUAGUUGAUAUAGAUCAGGUAAAGAGAAAUGGUGAGUUGUUUAUUGAUAAAGUACUAUUUUGCAAUCUAUCAUCACUAUUAGUAAGUAUGUAUCCGCAUCAGUAAAGUCCAAUGUCAUUUUUUGCCAUGGAUAUGAUUUUUUUUUUUUUGCUUAUAACAAAAUAACCUGACUUACACAAUCUUCUGGAAUGAAACAAAUCAACUAAUGUUAUUAUUAUUAUUUUCCAUGUGUUAAAAGCACAAACUGGUGAUCUAUAUGUAAAUAAAUUGCUACAAGAUGAAUGUAAACUGGGAAAUAAUAUACUAUUUUUGCAUGGUAAUGGAUUACUUAAAGAUCUCUUGAUGCCUUAUGUAAAAUUUGGCAAAGCAUUUUAUUUAGAGGCAAUUCUAUCUGCAUACUCUUUGUUUCUAUAUCUCAUUUUGGUUUUGUCUGUGGGGGGAAAAAAAAUGUUGAUACCAGAAUUAGAUUUUUGUUUCUUCUUGGAAUUAACAUUCUUCAGUACUUUGCACAUUUAAUGGUUUCUACUCUGUACUUUCUCCUGUUAAAUGAUGAAGCUGAACCUAUUCUUUUUGGAGGAGAGAUCUGGAUACCUGUAGUAACUGGGAGGAAUACAACUUCAGAUCUGUGGAAUUGUUCCAAAAUAAAAUGUUUUCUGAGGCAUCUAGAGCCCCUUUAAGCCCUUCACUUCAUUUCAGCUUUUGUUAUAUAUUUUAGCAAAGUACAAGCAGCAAACAAAUGAGGCAUUUUCCUAAGUGUUGCCUAUUCUAUUUUUGACUGAAAGUGAAGGGAUCAAAAUAGAACAUAUACAUUUGUGUAAAAAAAAUAAUUAACUGUAAAUUUUUCCGUUUUGGUAUAUUAGCAUGUAUAUCAAAAAGUCAGCUAUGGAAACUUUUGUAAAGAAUUAAACUGUCACAUUUCUCAGAACUGCUCCUAAGAUUUUCUCAUUGACUGACAUACAAUAAAAUCUCUUUUUUAAAAUCUGUUGUUACUCCAGCACUCUGUCCUCUGUAUGAAGUAAUUCAGAAUGUGUGCCUAUACGAAACGCGUUGUACAAAAAAUAAUAAAAUAACGACCAAAGGAAUAUUGGAACCUGAGAUUGAUUUUAGCAAUCUUCUACAAAAAAAAUAGUUGCAAAGUCCUCUGAAGAUGCAGCAGUCUUUCUGUAAUGGUUUCAUUUUUUUAUUUUAAAUCAAUAAUAAUAUAACAAAAUGUAUAUGCUUGUUUAAUAUGAAUUGACAAUUGGGAAUGCAUAGUAUUUUUUCAGACUAUGUGUCUAAAACAAUAAACUUUAAAAGCA
Molecule: messenger RNA, 10475 nt
Organism: Anas platyrhynchos (mallard)
Lineage: Eukaryota; Metazoa; Chordata; Aves; Anseriformes; Anatidae
Source: RefSeq, a predicted model, not a curated record